AUGUUGACUCGCUCUCCCGUGCCUGCAAGGUCCCCCAGUGCCUCACCCAGCUCCUUUCACAGUAGUUUCCACUAUGCGCCCGCCUCCCCACAACGUUCGCCAAAGGUGCCGACUGCUAUUUCGCGGCGGCCAUCGACAACAUCGCCAUUGGGCGCCAAUAUGACCUCGCCGUCAUUGUCGUCAAAGCCGCAGUCGAAGCCCCCGCCGAAGUCGCAAGUGCCGCCCGAGCGCAUCGUCAAGUACGUCGGCGUCGAUGCCGCCACACAGUACUCCCCCAUGGAGUCACACGAUUACUUCGCGCCGCGCAAAGCUCCUGUUCGAUGCUCGCCGUUGAGGGACACUCCUUCUGUGCCCGGUGCCCACCCACCGCGAGUCCAGGCCGAGCAGGCGUCCCAAGGCGAUACCGCCUCUACGGUGCCUACCGAACCGGCGUCGACUACCGUCGACUCCCAGUCUGAAGCUACUGCAGAUACUCUCCUGGAUGAUGAGCCGCCAAUGUUGAAGGCACCGCACCCCCUGUCGCCGGUCAAGCGACGCAACUCUCAAGGACCCGGCGCAUCGAUGGGGGAGUCAUCGGUCGCUGGGCAGCGAGCCUUGCCCAAGCGCGUCAAGCCUGACACGGCACCUCCCAAGGUCCUACCCGUGCGGUACGAGCUGUGUGCGAUUGAGGAUAUCGUGGUCCUCAUAGCGAACAUGCUGUCAGAGCUCAUAGAGACUAAUGACGCCCUGGCCAUGAGGUCGGGGCACCUCACACGGUUCCACAGCCGGACAGCGCCAGGGAUAUCUGUUCUUGACUAUUUGCACCGUCUUGCUAAGCACGCGACGCUGCCUCCACCCUUACUUCUCUCCAUGGUCUACUAUAUAGAUCGAUUGUGUGCACUAUACCCGGACUUCACGAUCAAUACAUUGACAGUUCACCGUUUCCUCAUCACUGCGGCCACGGUAGCGGCGAAAGGGCUAUCUGAUUCAUUCUGGAAUAAUUCGACGUACGCGAGGGUGGGAGGCGUGAGGGUAGCCGAGCUGAAACUGCUAGAGCUAGAAUUCUUGCACAGGGUGGACUGGAAGAUCGUGCCAGACCCGGAGGUCCUCGUUGCCUACUACAGGGGGUUGGUGCAGAGGUCGCCGGCUUAUGUGCUCGAGGACGAGAUGGACCAGGACGAUGAGGACGGGUCAACAGAAAUAUCUGACGAGGCGGAUGACGAUCCCAAUCCACCUGCUCGCGCGGCCUCCGUUGUCGUCGCCGAGGCCAGAACGGCAAACGUCUACAUCCAGCCCCUUCGCUCGAGCUCGGCCCCGGUCCUUCUCGCUGGCCUCACCUACGAUAGCAGUGCGCCGAAUACUGCCAGCAGCGCGUCUGUGGCAUCCUACGAAGCCCCUGAUCUGCCAGAGUCCACCGAGCUCGUUCGGGUCGGCAUAUACGACACCAACCAGAAAAGAUGGGCGGGCUCGACCAGCGUGGCGAGCGUCGAGAACUUCGCGAAGGGUUACUCUCCCCAUUUCGUGCUCUCGGUUGACGGCACCUCGGGCGAGGAGGUUGUGCUGGGGGCAAGCCCGAUCGUGCUGAGUCCUGAAGGGAAGAAGGUCGAGAAGGAGGAGAAGACCUUCCUGCAGAAGUUCGUGCCACCUUCCUGCUGCCCCUUUCUGAACGCCCCAUGUGUGGCGAUGGCGCUGCAUUCGAGCCAUCAAGCUAACUAUAUGGCCAAGAUACUGGUGGAUGAUCGGCAUUGCUAUCAUGCUGGCCAUGGGCGGCGGCGGCGGCGAGGGCAAAUAGAUAUGAGAAUGGCUGAACACAAUUUCGGCGACACGAUGCACAGCUACUCUCCUGGUGUGGCGGACGAAGUGAUCUGGCUUCUUGCGGUUCCCACCGUGCCCCGCUACUACGAGACCCCCCACUGA
Diaporthe batatas is the source of this 1896-nucleotide messenger RNA. RefSeq lists its product as uncharacterized. The record is from RefSeq and is a predicted model, not a curated record. Lineage: Eukaryota; Fungi; Ascomycota; Sordariomycetes; Diaporthales; Diaporthaceae. The transcript is spliced from 6 exons. Gene Ontology annotation, molecular function: cyclin-dependent protein serine/threonine kinase regulator activity; protein kinase binding. Bases 1 to 1896 code for a protein of 631 amino acids. Gene Ontology annotation, biological process: regulation of cyclin-dependent protein serine/threonine kinase activity. Gene Ontology annotation, cellular component: nucleus; cyclin-dependent protein kinase holoenzyme complex.